Messenger RNA from Cydia pomonella (codling moth), 1578 nucleotides. Its product is annotated as transcription initiation protein SPT3 homolog. Gene Ontology annotation, molecular function: protein heterodimerization activity; transcription coactivator activity. Gene Ontology annotation, biological process: transcription by RNA polymerase II. Lineage: Eukaryota; Metazoa; Arthropoda; Insecta; Lepidoptera; Tortricidae. The transcript has a single exon. The coding region runs from base 149 to 1093 and encodes 314 amino acids. The record is from RefSeq and is a predicted model, not a curated record.
UUGAGCUGAUGGCCUAGUUGCCAAUGCUCGUAAUAAAAAAAAAAAAAAAAAAAAAAAAAAUCAUGUUAUGUCAAACUUAUCAAAUACUUCAGUCUUCAAUUCAAACAGUGCAUGUUUGCUUGUUUCAAAGUAUUUAGUUUAACGAAAAAUGGUAUCCUAUUUCACAAUCGAUGCUACCGGCGAGGGGACCAAUUUUCAGAAGGAAAUUUCAAACAUGAUGCAUGGAUUUGGAGACAAUCCCAACCCGAAUGCUGCUACUGUGGUUCUUGUCGAAAAUGUAGUUUUACAACAGCUCCGGACUAUGCUACAAGAGGCUUGGGCGCUAUGCAUCGCAAGAGGAGGAAAGGCUAUUUCUAACUAUGAUAUUAUUUAUUUAAUGCGGAAAAAUAUAAUAAAAUUGAAACGCUUACAUGACUACCAAAUUAAGUUAGACACAUUAGACAAAGGCAGACAAGUUCCUUCAGGGACCACGGCAGAGACUCUCAACUCAUUAAUGUUAGAAGAUGAUAUUGAUCCUCAAACAAGAAAAAGACGGACACACAUAGAGAUAAUAAAAGAAGUAGAUGAGUUUGAUGAAGUAAGCCAGAUCAAAUUUGAUACUAUAGACUAUUUAAGAAAAGUUAGAGCUGCAAAACUGACUGAGUCAAUGUCCUUUGAGAAGUAUGAAGCAUACCAUAAAGCAAGAUGUAGUUCUUUUCGGUCCGGGAAUCAAUUAGUCAAAGGCUAUGCAAAAUUGGAACGGUGGAUAAACCCAAACAAAGAAUUGAAGAUUACCAUGUUUGCACUUGAAGUAUUAUGUUUCAUAGCAUAUGAAACGGUGGCAGAAAUAGUUGAUGCAGUAUUCUUGAUAAGGCAAGAUGCUAAAAAAAAGAAUGGUGAUCCAUUCAGUAAGUAUGAAGGUGGGCAUUUCUGCAACCCAUUGAGUUUGAACAAUGCGGUUUACAUUAAAUCUGGGUAUGAAGGAGUACCGGCUAUUACUGUGGCAGAAGUCAGAGAAGCAUUGAGAAGAUACUUCUCACCAAGGACUGGCAUGAAUGGGUUAUUUUAUAGAAACAUGUCAAUAGAUUUACCUACAAGAUAUCUAAUAUUGUAAUUAAAUACUUAUGUUUAGCCAUUGUCGUUUAUCUAAGAACAGGAAUAGGUCCAGUACAGCGGUGUCAAGCACAAGAAUUUGAGUCAAUCAUGCAGUCUAAUGCCAUAAUGCGAUUGGUUGAUGAGUUCGCAUCACGCAUGCGAUUGGUCGCAACUAGUUGUGUUAGGCUGCACAAUUGGCUCAAAUUUGUGAGUGACAUGCUGAAUUAGCACCAUUCUUAGUGCCCUAAAGGCCCAUCUUUAGAUAUAUAUCAAUGUUUUUAGCGCUAUAUGAUUAAAAUUUCAUUUUAAAUUGGGCUUCUGUGAAGUUGCAAUUCUAUUACUGUAGGUCCUGUGCAUAAUAAUUCAUAAUCACUUACUAAAUUGUAUAACCCAAGUUAAAGUGGAGAUGAAUUUCUCAAUAAAACAUUUCUCAAUUGACUGUCAUCAGUUGUUUGGCAAGCAUGUUGUUACAUUAACAAUUAAUAAACUAAAUGUUGCACAGCA